Molecule: messenger RNA, 2108 nt
Organism: Hipposideros armiger (great roundleaf bat)
Lineage: Eukaryota; Metazoa; Chordata; Mammalia; Chiroptera; Hipposideridae
Product: mannosyl-oligosaccharide 1,2-alpha-mannosidase IC-like
Exons: 11
Coding region: 1-1467 (488 amino acids)
Biological process (GO): carbohydrate metabolic process; mannose trimming involved in glycoprotein ERAD pathway
Cellular component (GO): extracellular exosome; Golgi membrane; endoplasmic reticulum
Molecular function (GO): calcium ion binding; mannosyl-oligosaccharide 1,2-alpha-mannosidase activity
Source: RefSeq, a predicted model, not a curated record
AUGGUGGGCACCCGACUGGCACUGAUGGGGGACUUGCGAGCAGAUGAGUGGCCCAGGGUCUGGGAAGUGACUCAGCCCAUGGACUCGGUCUCCCCUGCCGGCCACCUGCUCUUUACUGCCCUGAGAAGGAAGCAGCCCCCAGAGGGACACUGGGUCCUGGACUCGCCUUUCAAGGCGGGUGGCACUGGAGUCUCUCUGGAACGAGGCCUCAGUGGGGCGACGGUCAUCGACUCCCUUGACACCCUCUACCUCAUGGAGCUGAAGGAGGAAUUCCAGGAGGCCAAGGCCUGGGUCGAAGAGAACUUCCACCUGAACGUGAGCGGAGAAGCAUCCCUCUUUGAGGUGAAUAUCCGGUACAUCGGAGGACUCCUCUCAGCCUUCUACUUGACAGGAGAGGAGGUAUUCCGAAUAAAGGCCAUCAAGCUUGGUGAAAAACUCCUGCCAGCCUUCAACACCCCCACGGGAAUCCCAAAAGGCAUUGUGAACUUCAAAAGCGGCUCCAACAGGAGCUGGGGCUGGGCCAUGGCCGGGAGCAGCAGUAUCCUGGCGGAGUUCGGGUCCCUGCACUUGGAGUUCCUACACCUCACUGAGCUCUCUGGUAACCCGAUCUUCGCUGAAAAGGUCAGGCACAUCCGAAAGGUCCUCAGGAAGAUCGAUAAGCCAUUUGGCCUCUACCCCAACUUCCUCAGUCCAGUGAGCGGGAACUGGAUGCAACACCACGUCUCGGUUGGAGGACUCGGGGACAGUUUUUAUGAAUAUCUGAUCAAAUCCUGGCUGAUGUCUGCCAAGACAGAUAUGGAGGCUAAAGAUAUGUACUAUGAAGCCUUGCAGGCAAUAGAGAGCCACUUGCUGAAUGUGUCUCCUGGGGGGCUGACCUACAUUGCUGAGUGGCGAGGGGGGAUUCUGGACCACAAGAUGGGGCACCUGGCCUGUUUCUCCGGGGGCAUGAUCGCCCUCGGCGCUGAGGAUGCCAAGGAGGAAAAGAGGGCCCACUACCGAGAGCUCGCAGCUCAGAUCACCAAGACGUGCCACGAGUCGUACGCCCGCUCAGAUACCAAACUGGGGCCUGAGGCCUUCUGGUUCAACUCUGGCCGAGAGGCAGUGGCCACACAGCUGAGCGAGAGCUACUACAUCCUGCGGCCUGAGGUGGUGGAAAGCUACAUGUACUUGUGGCGGCAGACCCACAACCCCAUCUACAGGGAGUGGGGUUGGGAAGUGGUGAUGGCCUUGGAGAAACACUGUCGGACGGAAGCCGGCUUCUCGGGGAUCCAAGACGUGUAUAGCAGCAUUCCCAACCACGACAACAAGCAGCAGACCUUCUUUCUAGCGGAGACACUAAAGUAUCUCUACCUUUUGUUCUCUGAAGAUGACACGCUCUCCCUGGAAGACUGGGUAUUCAACACGGAGGCCCACCCUCUGCCCGUGAACCACUCGGACAGCGCCAUCAGGGCGGAGGACCAGCUCUGACCCCACCUCCUGGCCACUCCCCUGGCCGCUGCAAGGACGCCUGGCCUUUUCGGGUUUGGGGACUGUUCUCAAAAGGACUGAGGACGUGGGCCCCAUUUCAGGCGGAUGUGCCCGACGAGCAACUUCUUUUCCUCUGUGAGGAGACAGGACUUAGCGACGCUGCGAUGGCACACCAGGCCCAGACUUCAUUUCUAGGGAGAAUUUCUGUGAAACCCACUCACUUGCCAUUCCAGGGCCAAAGGACCAGAUGUUUGCUGAUCAACCCCAUGUAUUUGGUUCACUGCCUUUCAUUUUGGGGGCAUUUUUGGUUUUGCUUGAUUUUGCCUUUUCUCUACAGUUGUGUUUAAUCAUAAAUUAUAAAUAUAGUUUUCAAAAUCAUAUGCUUUCAAAAACGGUAUCAUCCUGAUCAACUGAACCUUAAAGGAUUUGCACCCAUACAAAACCUUGACCUUAUUUUCUAUAUUUUAAAUGCCUUUGCCCACCAUUUACUAUAUGUUCAACUGUGUGUCAUGUACCUUAUAAUUUGAGGAGAGGGUUCCCCUAUGAUUUGGGCCUAAAUGUUACGAAUCACUAGUGCUAUUUUCAUUAUUGUAAUGGAAAAAUCUGUACACUUACAAUAAAAGAGUUUAUUGCAUAAGAAA